UGCUUGUGAAGACUCCUCCAACUCUUGAGAAAACAGACCUGUACAUUAACAAAUAACUUCCUUUCUACGCGAGUGGAAAAAGUUGUUUGGAAAGUGCCUUGAUUGAUCUUCUCAUGGUAGUAACUGUGGGCUGAGCAGUGAACUUUUGAAAGUAUAAAAUGCAGCUGGGUAAAUGGAGGCUGCUGGGCAGAACAGCAUAACUUUGAACCAUUGGUGGCUGUCACUUCUGUGUCAGGUUUGUUUUGCCCCCUCUUGAGUAAUCCAGUCUUCUAACCACGCAAGCAGCGUGCUGGCUGUCUCUGGAACCUGGAGGACAGCAGCACACAUCUCCCUGCUAAUGUGGUGAAGAAGCUUACAGGUCUAAAUAGUUCCUCUUCUGAGAGCUCACAGCGACCUGCUGUUGCUGAAGAAAAUGCCUCAAGGCCGGGUGUGCUGGAGGUAUUUUGUGACUACCAGGAGCCAUUCCGUCAGUGUGCUUGGAUGAUGUGAACAACUACAGGAUCCAGUAAGCACUCAAGUUGAUUCUCAGAAGGUGAGUUUCCUGAACUGCCUUCCAGUGUGGAGUGGAAUUGCUGCACAGGUUGGGUGAUCUGCAGCUCGCUUUUUAUUUGCCGCUGCAUCAAUUUCUUGAUGUAACUGCUAAGGGGGAGUGGUAUCAAACAAAGCCUUAGUUUAUUUUACGUUCUACUGCUCAGUCAGCUGCUUCUGUCUCAUUAGGUGAGAAUUUGAAAUUAUCCCUAUGAACAGGUGAAAUACUACGGGCAAAAAUCCAGACAGGUUUUGAAAAUUACAUAAAGCUCUGUUUUUGUAGAGGAAUCAUGAUACUAACUUCUUGAUAGUGCAACUGCAGCUGUCUUGAAUUUUUGACUUGAUUUGUCAGCCCCCCGUUGUUUGCAACCAGCAAACAAAACUGAAUCUGGGGUGGCUCCCAGGUCUGGAAGUAGUGAUGAUGAGUAGUACAUUUUUCUUCUGAGGGACUGAUCACACAUUCAAAAAUGAAAAGCUGGAUGGCUGCUGCCGAUGUCUUUUCCAGUGGGAAGGAAAUAGGUUUUCUCCCUUUCCUGAGCUUUAAACACCUCCCCACACGAAGCGUACACAUACAUAGAACACCAGCAUAUUUGGCUGUAAAGGGCUGCCCAGGAGGAAGCGGUGCGUGUCCUUUGUGAUGCUUUUGCAACUUUUCUCAGGAGCAAGCUGGCUUUUACCCAAUUUGGAAAUGUAAGAUGUAAAUGAGGAAGUCUGGUCCUUGAUUCUUUUUCUGGGUAGUAAAUGACUUGAUUGUGUUGGUGUAUUGAGUUUCCAGCAGAACAGAGAUCUUUAUAGCCCAUGCUGAGCUUUGCUGUACAAGAUGCACAAUGGAAGUCAAAGUGAUGGAAGGUCAAGUCUCUGUUUUACUGGUGUCUAAUAAUGCAUUCAAGGUUUAAAUUUGUCCCUCCCUGUAUUGCACAGAGCAUGAGCCUUUGGUCAAGCCUGUGAGUUUUACACGACAUCGUUGUUGAAAAGCACCCCUCCUAGCCCUGGAAGAGUUUCUUAGAACCAUGGUUUUUGCUGUGCAGCUGGGAGUCCAGAAGUGGUGGUGUACACCUUUUUGUACAUCUCCCCUGGAUUGUUUUCUUAGUACCCAAUGUUAUGGUUCCUCCAAGGAGAACUGUUUGUAUAAUUGAUGCUCCAGGCUCCUUCGACCCCAGCAGUCCCAGGCUUCCCAAGUGACUUCACAAAACAGAUGUUCCUUGGGGCUUGCUAGGGCCACUUACCUGCUUCUAUGCCAAGUAGCAAGAAGCUGUCCUCAUUCAUGUAAUGAAUCCAUUGACUUUAUUCAGUCUCAUGCUGAAGUCACAGAUUGCUGAAAAAUAUUUUCUGUUGAAUCUUGUGACUGACUUGGAGGGGCCAAGAUCAGUUCCUUUAUCUCUGAUUGAGGAGAUACUGAAAACCAUUCAUUUUAUAGCGUCAAAGUCUAUCAAGACAUGCUUUAUGCUUUUGUUUGGACAAAAUUCAGGAAUGUUCAUGGAGAAUUUGAAAGUCAAAACAGAGCCUUUUACUUAUGUAAAAAGUUACUAGAUAAAACAGCUGUCUGCAGCACUCUUGAGAAACGCUUUGGUAGUCAUGGUACCUUGAAAUAGCUUAAUUAUAUACUGAAGUUAACUUUUCCAGUUAAACUUUUGUUAAGAGAGAAAAUCCCAGUUUACUCAUUCUCUCUCAGUGGAGUUUCUGCUUAUUCACAAGAGACCACCAAUGUUGUUUCUCCAAUCCUGCAAUAGGAACACAGUGAUUCAGGCUCAAAUUUCAUGUUGAUCUUUUCUUCUCUUUGUUUGUCAAAUAACAUAUAUAAACACUAAUGUGUAGUGAUAUUUCGCUAAGCCCUCUUUUGGAUUCUAAGCAAUGUCUCUGUCUUUUGCAGCUCUCUGUGGGUUUUUUUUCCUGAAUUUGUGAUAUGUAGAUACAUCUAUACCUAUUUCACUUCAGUGAAAAGAGGUUCUGGUGCAGCGCGUGUGAUGCUAUUUUCCCUCAGUAAUUCUCUAGUGACCUGCUAAGGGAACAAAUGAGAAAACAGUAGAUAUGGGAGAGGCUGUUACUGCCACACUGAUUGUGAUUAGAUCAGAGGGGGAAAAAAAAAUCACAUCUGAACAUUUCAAUUGCACGUUGAAUUUUACCAGUGAUAUUUGCCUUGAUUACCUGGCCAAACUCCUUGCUGUUAAGAUGCUCUUCUUUUGCUCCAAGGUACAAGUUAAGACAGCCAGUGUCUCAUUAAGCAGACAGAGGACGUUCCUCAUUUUAAGAGGGAGUAAGCCAGAUAGAUUUCAUUAAAUAAGGAGCCAAUUGCUUGAAAGGAAGCUGUGUCAAAGCUGGUCUGUAUAUCGCUGUCAGAUAUGCUGGGGAGACAUUUGCUGCGCUGUCUUAAUGGAUUAUGCUCAUACUGCCAGAAAGAGGCUACGUGGUUGCAAUUUAGCAGCAGAUUAAGCUUAUAGCUUAAUUUUUCCUUAGUGCUGCUAUUAGCCAUUUCCUCCACACUUCAACUCAUAAACUGGCCAGCAGCAGGAAGAAGUGUCUGUUGGAGCACCUGGUGUGCCAAGGGCUGUAGCUUCCCAGGGUAUGCUGGCUGGGUUACAGCAAGAAGUCAUUGUGCUUUAGUGUGUUUGGCAUUUUCUUGUGGGAUCCAUAAAGCACGCUAUGUGAACAACUUAGCGAUAAGGGAGGAAAGAGGAACUUUUAGUGUGACUGAUAAAUAAUGACCGGUAAAAACAUGGCAGGCUGGUAUCGUGUGAAUAUAGCCUGUCAACAUAAAUGGAGAGAGAGAUUGAUGUGGGAUGUGUUAGGAAGAGCUUAACUCAUUUUGAAGAAGGUAGAUGUAAAAGUGUAGGGGGAAGAUCAACAGCAAAACGGUGUAGAUCUCUUCAGUAAUUUUUGCGCAAACUACCAGCAUGAUACGUUGCCGAAUCCAGAUGCACGUAUUAAUACAUUUAACUAUCACACAGUGCUUACCCUUCUAUGCUCUAGAAUAAAUACCUGGUUUUCAGCAUAGAUAAUGCAAACUUAAGUAAAAGCAGAUGUAUCCCCAGUUCUUGUGCUGGGAGCACAGAGAAAUGUCAGUGUAAGCCAGUUUGCAUUUGAACGGUAUUCAUUGUGGAUGUGUGAUGAAUACCUGAUGGUGUAACUAUGUAUAUUGAUAGUCAUUCCCAGUAAUUCCUUCCAUGAAUAUUCUAACUAGCUAGAAAAAGGAACUCCCCUACACACCCUUAAUAUUUUAAGCUAAGAUGCCCUGAGAUCCACAAAAGCAGUAUGAAAUAGCUGCACAUCUCUUAGGUGGCAACUUCGUUCUCUUUAGACAAUUCUUGAACCUGACCUUCCAAUUGGCACCAUCGUUCCUGCUUCAGUCCCUGAAAUAUUCCUCCAAAGAUACUUGGCCAUCUCUUUUGAAUCUUGAAUGAAUGUAUGUAUGUGUUUUUGUUAAAUCAAGUAAUCUGUUACAUUUUGGAUGAGUGUUAGCACAUGUGGUAAGGUAACUUUAUUUUGAGCCAAUAAGUGUAUCUGACUUCAUAAUGUUCUAUGAAUAACUACAGCUCUCUGGGCUGUGGAGGAGGAAUUACCUUAAAAAGCAGCAGUCAUUUGCAUGAGGAUGCAGUAGCUGUCCUAGCUGGUUGGCAGCUGUGACUCUGCAACUUAAUUCCAAAUCCAGAGUUCUAAUGUAAGUAACUAGAAACAGUCUUAACUGUUAUAAAUGCCAACCAAGGCCUGGACCUGCUUUUAUAAGUCAACUAAAGCAGAAUUUUGCUUUUUGGAUGUAAAUGAUACCAUUUUUUCCAUCACCUGGAUAUUUUUGAUGGAAAAUUGAGAUGUUACAUCCCUGUUAUUUUAGGUCUAAGUCACACAUAUCACACCCCUAUAUUUCUUCAAUUAUUAAUUUUUUUUUGCCAUAACAUAUUCCAGUAUAUCUGCACUUGCUUUGACCACAUGAAAUGAAACAUGGUGCUGAAGUCCAGUGUGACACGAGAAGUUGUUGUAUAUUUUUUGUGCAUAGAUAAGGAAGUCAAACCUUGAUGAGAUCCCAUAUUAAUGAUUUACAGACAGAAAUACAGAGUUUAAAAGCAAGUAGGAAUAAAUUUAUCCUGUGAGAUCUGCAAACAUGUCUGGAAAGCCAGUUUGUGUUGCUGAUUUUGAAGAUUAUGCUAAAAAAUUUCUCCCCAAAUCAGUGUAUGAUUAUUACCGAUCCGGAGCAGAUGACCAGGAAACAUUAGCAGAUAAUGUAGCAGCGUUUUCAAGAUGGAAGCUGUACCCCCGGGUGCUCCGGGACGUGUCUGUAAUGGACCUGUCAACGUCUGUCUUAGGGCAGAAUAUCAGCAUGCCGGUCUGUGUGGGAGCAACUGCUAUGCAGCGCAUGGCUCACCCUGAUGGAGAAAUGGCAACUGCUAAAGCAUGCCAGGCAAUGGGGACAGGAAUGAUGCUGAGCUCCUGGGCCACCUCCUCCAUUGAAGAAGUUGCUGAAGAAGUUCCUGGUGGCCUUUGCUGGCUGCAGCUUUAUGUGUACAAGGACCGAAAGGUUACCAAAUCCCUAGUGAGGCGUGCAGAGAUAGCAGGUUACAAAGGAAUCUUUGUGACAGUGGACACACCGUUCCUUGGCAGGCGUAUUGAUGAUGUGCGCAACAAGUUCCAGCUUCCUCCCCACCUCAGACUAAAAAAUUUUUCAAGCAACAACUUGGCCUUCUCCUCAGGGAGAGACUUCGGGGAAAACAGCGGCCUGGCGGUCUAUGUAGCUGAGGCAAUUGAUGCAAGUGUCAACUGGGAGGACAUCAAAUGGCUUCGAGGGCUGACAUCACUGCCCAUUGUUGCGAAAGGAAUCCUAAGAGCCGAUGAUGCUAAAGAAGCUGUAAAGCUUGGGGUAGAUGGUAUACUGGUGUCAAAUCAUGGAGCACGACAGCUUGAUGGAGUUCCAGCAACUAUUGAUGUCUUGCCUGAAAUUGUUGAGGCUGUGGAGGGGAAGGUGGAGGUAUUCCUAGAUGGUGGCAUAAGGAAAGGCACUGACAUACUCAAAGCGCUAGCUCUGGGUGCCAAAGCUGUGUUCAUCGGAAGGCCUCUCAUCUGGGGCUUGGUUUAUCAAGGUGAAGAAGGAGCUAAAGAAGUUCUCCAAAUACUGAAGGAAGAGUUUCGACUGGCAAUGGCACUGACAGGAUGCCGGACUGUAAAAGAAAUUGGCAGGACGCUGAUACGAAGACAUGAAGUACUGCUUUCCAAGAUUUAGGUCUGAAGAUGAUCCCCUCUCCGUUUGCCUGUUGCAUAGAAAGUAUGCCAGAUAAAAAGCAACUCUGUUUGCUCUUUGGGCCUCAUCCUGCAAUCCUGACUGAGGAGGAGUCUUCUGUAAGCGGCCGCUUGUUGAAGAAAGUACUUGCCUCAAGUUUUACAGGUGUUUCUAUUCUGCUAGGCUCUUAUGGGAAGAUACUAUACAAGACCAACACAGAAACUUGAAGGUGUUUUGCAGUAAAUGCUGAUACUAACUUACAAACCUGUAAAUAAAUUUAUUGCUGAAAAUGGAACCAUUAAGGAAAAUGUUCUGAUGGCAAACGGCUAUCAAAAUGUAGAAAUUUCAAAUGUAAAAGAUACUUUUCUCACUGAUUAGAGAAACUGCACUGUAGAUCAGAAAUUAAAUCUUGCUUUCUUAUGAAUAUAAUUUCUUCUCUCUAA
Messenger RNA from Numida meleagris (helmeted guineafowl), 6174 nucleotides. RefSeq names its product hydroxyacid oxidase 1 (gene HAO1). Lineage: Eukaryota; Metazoa; Chordata; Aves; Galliformes; Numididae. The record is from RefSeq and is a predicted model, not a curated record. The transcript is spliced from 8 exons. Gene Ontology annotation, molecular function: FMN binding; oxidoreductase activity. The coding region runs from base 4622 to 5734 and encodes 370 amino acids.